Molecule: messenger RNA, 810 nt
Organism: Coffea eugenioides
Lineage: Eukaryota; Viridiplantae; Streptophyta; Magnoliopsida; Gentianales; Rubiaceae
Product: abscisic acid 8'-hydroxylase 2-like
Exons: 5
Coding region: 1-810 (269 amino acids)
Biological process (GO): brassinosteroid homeostasis; sterol metabolic process; multicellular organism development
Molecular function (GO): monooxygenase activity; iron ion binding; oxidoreductase activity, acting on paired donors, with incorporation or reduction of molecular oxygen
Source: RefSeq, a predicted model, not a curated record
AUGGAAUAUUUGAGAGGUACCAUGAAUUAUGGUAUCUUCUAUUGUGGAUUUUUCAUUGUAUUAAAGGAUUACAGUGAUGCUAAUUGGAUUUUUGAUUUAAAUGAGAACAAAUGCACUAGUGGUUAUGUGUUCACUUUUGAUGGUGGUGCAAUAGCAUGGAAAUCAGCCAACCAGACAAUAAUUGCUAGAUCAACUACAAAAUCAGAAUUUAUAGCUCUGGAACUAGCUGGUUUUAAGGCUGAUUGGUUAAGAAAUUUCUUAGUCGAUAUUCCUCCAAGUAAGGAUUUGUUGCUUCCUGUAUCCAUACAUUGUCAUUGUCAAGCAGUGAUUGCUAUUACUGAAAACAAGACAAUUACGAUUGACAUUCAAGCAGCUUGUGGAAGAAACUAUGAGAUUAGGCAAUCUAUCACCAUUGUUUUCCGAACUGGGAAAAGGGAUGUUAAUCACAAAGCAUAUAGCUUAAGAGUUGAUGAAGCUCUUGACAGGAUACAAAAUAUCCAGAGGAUGGAGAGUUGUAAGUUGGCUAAGGCACAUUCACACAGAAUUACAGAUCCAAAAAAUUAUGAAGAUGCGUUGUGUUUCGAUCCAGAUAGAUGGAACGGACAAUCAAAUCCUGGGACAUUUUGGGCUUUUGGAGGGGGGUCAAGGUUAUGUCCAGGAAAUAUGCUUGCUCGAAUGCAGGUUGCCAUUUUUAUCCACCAUUUUGUCUCGGGGUGCAGAUGGGAACUAGUAAUUGCUAAUGCAGGGAUGCGUUACCACCGACAUCCAAUACCAGUUGAUGGGGUUGAGAUAAACAUAAGCAGAAUCUAA